GGGAUGCAGGUGGGAGCUGCUGAAUUCUCCCAUGAGCCCGAUGAGGACGUGAACGCAGCACAAGUGAAAGUGAAACUUUGGUUGAAGGUUUGGACGAGCCGCGAACACGAGGCUCAUCAUCAUCAUUAAUGUUGGACUUAUGUCCCACCGUCAUGAUCUAGAAGAGCUGCACACGUUCGGACGUCAGGAGAGGAUUUCUGUUUGAUCUUUGAGUCCAAGAAGAAACAAGGAAAGGAAGAAAGAAAUUCGACAUUAUGAAACGAAUUUCCGCUUCUACUAUGAGAGACUGGGUGGAGGAAGAGGAGGGCAGAGCAGAGUCUGCAGUGUCCAGCUGUCUGUCCAUGAAGAGCGACUGGUCUAAAGAUCAUCCUCCAGACUUAAGUGAUGGACCUGGAGCUUCACACACAAAAGGUUCCUACCACAGAGCAGAGUCUGCAGUGUUCAGCUGUCUGUCCAUGAAGAGCGACUGGUCUAAAGAUCAUCCUCCAGACUUAAGUGAUGGACCUGGAGCUUCACACACAAAAGGUUCCUACCACAGAGCAGAGUCUGCAGUGUUCAGCUGUCUGUCCAUGAAGAGCGACUGGUCUAAAGAUCAUCCUCCAGACUUAAGUGAUGGACCUGGAGCUUCACACACAAAGGACAGGAGGAGGAGUCGAGGUGAUGUGAAGGAGCAGCUGUCCUGCUGUGCUUUGUGUCAGGAGCUCCUGAGGGAUCCAGUCUCCACCAGCUGUGGACAUUGGUUCUGCAGACGGUGCAUCACCUCAUACUGGGACCAGUCUGAUCCAUCAAGAGAUCCUGCCUGUCCCCAGUGUGGAAAAAGAUCCAGAACAAGACCUGGACUGCAGACAUCCAGUCAAACCAGCACAGUGGACGGCGGUCUGCAGGAGGUUUUAGACGAGCAUAAGAUCAGGCUGAGGAGGAGAUGUGAAUUUGUGACAGAAGGAACUGCUGCAGCAGGAAGUGGAACCCCCCUCAACAGGAUUUACAUUGAGCUCUACAUCACAGAGGGACUGAGGGAAGGGGUUAAUACCCAACAUGAGGUGUGGCAGCUGGAGACAACAUCCAAGAUGGAGACCCUCCAUGACACUCCAAUCAGGUGCCAGGACAUCUUUAAACCCUUAGCUGGCCAAGACACACACAUCAGAGUAGUUGUGACGCAGGGCGUUGCUGGCAUUGGAAAAACCUUCUCAGUGCAGAAGUUCACUCUGGACUGGGCAGAGGGCUUGGAAAACCAACAUAUCAGUCUCGUGGUUCUGCUUUCAUUCCGGGAGCUGAACUUGAUCAAAGAUGAGCGCUACAGUCUUCUCCAGCUGCUCCGUGUUUUCCAUCCAACAUUACAGACGGUCACAGCAGAGAAGCUGGCCGUCUGUAAAGUCGUGUUCAUCUUUGACGGCCUGGAUGAAAGCAGGUUUUUAUUGGAUUUCCAGAACAAUGAGGUUGUGUCUGAUGUCACACAAACAUCAUCAGUAGAUGUGCUGUUGAUAAACCUCAUCAGGGGGAAUCUGCUUCCCUUGGCUCUCCUCUGGAUAACUUCCAGACCUGCAGCGGCCAAUCAGAUCCCUCCUGCAUAUUUCGACAGGGUAACAGAAGUCCGAGGGUUUACUGACCUCCAGAAGGAGGAGUACUUCAGGAGGAGAUCCAGUGAUGAGGAGCUGUGCAGCAGAAUCAUCUCACACAUCAAGGCGUCCAGGAGCCUCCACAUCAUGUGCCACAUCCCAGUCUUCUGCUGGAUCACUGCUACAGUUCUGGAGCACAUGUUGACUACAGACCAGAGAGGAGAGCUGCCCAAGAGCCUGACUGACAUGUACUCACACUUCCUGCUGGUUCAGACACAGAGGAAGAAGCACAAGUACAAUGAGAGACAUGACAGGAGUCAGCAGGAGCUGAUGGAGACUGACAGGGAAGUUCUUCUGAAGCUGGGCAGGCUGGCGUUUGAACAUCUGGAGAAAGGCCACCUGAUGUUCUACCAAGAAGACCUGGAGGAGUGUGGUCUUGAUGUCAGAGAGGCCUCGGUGUACUCAGGAGUGUGCACAGAGAUCUUCAAAACAGAGUGUGUGCUCUUCCAGAGAAAAGUCUACUGCUUUGUUCAUUUGAGCAUUCAGGAGUUUCUUGCAGCAGUCUACAUCUUCCACUGCUACACCAACAGGAACACAGAGGUACUGGCCAGAGUCAUGAGAACACACAAGAAUAAAGGUGUUGACAGUGAGCCAUCGUUGGAUAUCUUCCUGAAGACAGUCAUGUCUGAAGCCCUGCAGAGCAAAAAUGGUCACCUGGACCUCUUUGUCCGUUUCCUUCAUGGCUUCUCACUGGAGUCCAACCAGAGGCUCUUAGGAGGCCUGCUGGGUCGGACAAAGAGCAGACCAGAAGACAUCAAGAGAGUAAUCAAAAAUCUGAAGGAGAUGAACACUGAAGAUAUCUCUCCUGACAGAAGCAUCAACAUCUUCCCCUGUUUGAUGGAGAUGAACGACCUCUCAGUACAUCAGGAUAUCCAAGAGUUCCUGAAGUCAGAGAACAGAUCAGAGAAGAAACUCUCUUUGAUCCACUGCUCAGCUCUGGCCUACAUGCUGCAGAUGUCAGAGGAGGUUCUGGAUGAGUUGGACCUGAAGGCGUACAACACAUCAGAUGAGGGACGAUGGAGACUGAUCCCAGCUGUGAGGAACUGCAGGAAGGCUCGACUGAGUGACUGCAGGUUGACAGAGAGCAGCUGUGCUUCUCUGGCCUCGGCUCUGAAGUCCAACCCCCAUCUGACAGAGCUGGACCUGAGUGAGAACAAGCUGCAGGAUUCAGGAGUGGAGCUGCUGUCUGCUGGACUGGAGAGUCCAAACUGCAGACUGGAGACUCUCAGAUUGAGGAGCUGCAGGUUGUCAGAGAGCAGCUGUGCUUCUCUGGCCUCGGCUCUGAAGUCCAACCCCCAUCUGACAGAACUGGACCUGAGUGAGAACUGGCUGCAGGAUUCAGGAGUGAAGCUGCUGUCUGGUCUGGUGGAGAGUCCAAACUGCAGACUGAAGACUCUCAGAUUGAGGAGCUGCAGGUUGUCAGAGAGCAGCUGUGCUUCUCUGGCCUCGGCUCUGAAGUCCAACCCCCAUCUGACAGAGCUGGACCUGAGUGAGAACAAGCUGCAGGAUUCAGGAGUGGAGCUGCUGUCUGGUCUGGUGGAGAGUCUACACUGCAGCCUGAAGACUCUCAGAUGCCUGUAAUCUCACACUGGAUCCAAACACAGUGGUGUUGACGGUGACGAGGGUGAGCGAGCGGCAGCCGUAUCCUCAUCAGCCAGACACUUCAGACCAUCUUCAGAGUCACUCAGUCACUUCAGAGUCACUGAGAGAAGGAAGAAGAGCAAAUAGUGUGCGCGCAUUGGGUGUUUCGACUCCCUUAAAAUUUUACACAAUCUCACAAUCUCAAAUAUUAUCAUGAAAUAUUUGUGGAAAAAUCUUUUUUGUUUCAAAAGGUGUGGCUGCAUUAGUCAGAUAUAAACAAAUACGAAUUAUAUUUUUUGUUUAUUGUGUGACGGCCUCCUGCCUCUAGGGCCUGCUGUUGUGUUCUGUGUACCCUUGUGUUUAUUGUUUAUUGUUUAUUGUUUAUUGUUGAUCCCCAUU
Myripristis murdjan (pinecone soldierfish) is the source of this 3596-nucleotide messenger RNA. Its product is annotated as protein NLRC3-like. NCBI's taxonomy places the organism in Eukaryota, Metazoa, Chordata, Actinopteri, Holocentriformes, Holocentridae. The record is from RefSeq and is a predicted model, not a curated record. The transcript has 9 exons. The coding region runs from base 255 to 3197 and encodes 980 amino acids. Gene Ontology annotation, molecular function: protein binding.